Messenger RNA from Alexandromys fortis (reed vole), 1219 nucleotides. It is a transcript of the gene Tmem240, whose product is annotated as transmembrane protein 240. Lineage: Eukaryota; Metazoa; Chordata; Mammalia; Rodentia; Cricetidae. The record is from RefSeq and is a predicted model, not a curated record. The coding region runs from base 1 to 993 and encodes 330 amino acids. Gene Ontology annotation, cellular component: synaptic membrane. The transcript is spliced from 4 exons.
AUGGGGCAGAAUGUGGAGCCGAGACCGGAGGGGAGGGGUCUGGGCCUGCGUCGCAAGGAUUGGAGUGGAGAACCUCGACCCUGGAUGCUGGCGCGGGGCGGCGAAGUCCCUCCCCAAAGGCGGAGGCAGAAGGAGGAGGGAGGAGAUAGUGAGGAAGAAAAGGAGGGAGGGAGAAGCCUGGAGGAGGGAAGGGGGAGGAGGGAGGGGGCCGCCGAGCCGACCGCAGGGAGCCGGGCACAGGGAGCACCGGAGGGCGGAGAGGAGCGCGGCCAGCGACGGGCGGCGAGCGAGCGACCCUACAGCAGCCCCCACACCUCCGCUGCCUGUGACCGCGCCUGCCCCCGGGGCCCGCGGCGGCCCGGCGCGCGAGUGCUGACCUCUGCGGAGGCGGCGCGGGCUCAGCAUCGGGCCGGGGCCGGGAGGGGCACCGGGGCCGGGGGGCGGCGCUCCGGCCCGGCCCGGCCCCGCCCGAUGUCCAUGAGUGCGAACACCAUGAUCUUCAUGAUUCUGGGGGCGUCGAUCGUGAUGGCCAUCGCGUGCUUGAUGGACAUGAACGCGCUGCUGGACCGAUUCCAUAACUACAUCCUCCCGCACCUGCGGGGCGAGGACCGCGUCUGCCACUGCAACUGUGGCCGGCACCACAUCCACUACGUGAUCCCGUACGACGGGGACCAGUCGGUCGUGGACGCAUCUGAGAACUACUUUGUGACAGACAAUGUGACCAAGCAGGAGAUCGACCUUAUGCUGGGGCUGCUUCUGGGCUUCUGCAUCAGCUGGUUCCUGGUGUGGAUGGAUGGCGUCCUGCACUGUGCCGUGCGCGCCUGGAGGGCUGGUCGGCGCUAUGAUGGCUCGUGGACCUGGCUGCCCAAGCUGUGCAGCCUGCGGGAGCUGGGCCGGCGGCCGCACAGGCCCUUCGAGGAGCCCACAGGGAACAUGGUGCACGUGAAGCAGAAGGUCUACCACAACGGCCACCCCAGCCCACGGCACCUGUGAGUGCACGGGACUUGGGGCUACUGUGCACAUGUAAAGGGACCUCGUGGACGCUCAGCUGGCGAGACGGGACUGCGGCCUCAGGCCCAGGGUAUGCUGGGCUGUGGCCAGCUGGGCUGUGGCCCGCAGGCAAAUCCAGUGGAAGGUGCUGUCUCUUCUUUUUAUAAAGGGGGUCGGGUGGGGGCUGGGGUCGGGAUGGCCACUGGGCUUCAGCGACAGCAACCUGGUU